Closterium sp. NIES-65 is the source of this 10926-nucleotide messenger RNA. The record is from the annotation of a GenBank genome assembly. Lineage: Eukaryota; Viridiplantae; Streptophyta; Zygnematophyceae; Desmidiales; Closteriaceae.
AUGGAAGGAGGAAGAAUGGGGUCACACCACAGAGGAGUGGCGCCCGAGUCACACCACAGAGGAGUGGCGCCCGAGUCACACCACAGAGGAGUGGCGCCCGAGUCACACCACAGAGGAGUGGCGCCCGAGUCACACCACAGAGGAGUGGCGCCCGAGUCACACCACAGAGGAGUGGCGCCCGAGUCACACAACAGAGGAGUGGCGCCCGAGUCACACACAGAGGAGUGGCGCCCGAGUCACACACAGAGGAGUGGCGCCCGAGUCACACCGCAGAGGAGUGGCGCCCGAGUCACACCACAGAGGAGUGGCGCCCGAGUCACACCACAGAGGAGUGGCGCCCGAGUCACACACAGAGGAGUGGCGCCCGAGUCACACCGCAGAGGAGUGGCGCCCGAGUCACACCACAGAGGAGUGGCGCCCGAGUCACACCACAGAGGAGUGGCGCCCGAGUCACACCGCAGAGGAGUGGCACCCGAGUCACACAACAGAGGAGUGGCGCCCCAGUCACACACAGAGGAGUGGCGCCCGAGUCACACCACAGAGGAGUGGCGCCCGAGUCACACCACAGAGGAGUGGCGCACGAGUCACACCACAGAGGAGUGGCGCCCGAGUCACACCACAGAGGAGUGGCGCCCGAGUCACACCACAGAGGGGUGGCGCCCGAGUCACACCACAGAGGAGUGGCGCCCGAGUCACACCACAGAGGAGUGGCGCCCGAGUCACACCACAGAGAAGUGGCGCCCGAGUCACACACAGGGGAGUGGCGCCCGAGUCACACCACAGAGGAGUGGCGCCCGAGUCACACCACAGAGGAGUGGCGCCCGAGUCGCACCACAGAGGAGUGGCGCCCGAGUCACAACGCAGAGGAGUGGCGCCCGAGUCACACGCAGGAAAGUGGCGCCCGAGUCACACCACAGAGGAGUGGCGCCCGAGUCACACCACAGAGGAGUGGCGCCCGAGUCGCACCUCAGAGGAGUGGCGCCCGAGUCACACCACAGAGGAGUGGCGCCCGAGUCACACCACAGAGGAGUGGCGCCCGAGUCACACCACAGAGGAGUGGCGCCCGAGUCACACCACAGAGGAGUGGCGCCCGAGUCACACCACAGAGGAGUGGCGCCCGAGUCACACCACAGAGGAGUGGCGCCCGAGUCACACCACAGAGGAGUGGCGCCCGAGUCACACCACAGAGGAGUUGCGCCCGAGUCACACCACAGAGGUGUGGCGCCCGAGUCACACCACAGAGGAGUGGCGCCCGAGUCACACCACAGAGGAGUGGCGCCCGAGUCACACCACAGAGGAGUGGCGCCCGAGUCACACCACAGAGGAGUGGCGCCCGAGUCACACCACAGAGGUGGCGCCCGAGUCACACCACAGAGGAGUGGCGCCCGAGUCACACGCAGGAAAGUGGCGCCCGAGUCACACCACAGAGGAGUGGCGCCCGAGUCACACCUAAGAGGAGUGGCGCCCGAGUCACACCACAGAGUAGUGGCGCCCGAGUCACACCACAGAGGAGUGGCGCCCGAGUCACACCACAGAGGAGUGGCGCCCGAGUCACACCACAGAGGAGUGGACCCGAGUCACACCAGAGAGGAGUGGCGCCCGAGUCACACCACAGAGGAGUGGCGCCCGAGUCACACGCAGGAAAGUGGCGCCCGAGUCACACCGCAGAGGAGUGGCGCCCGAGUCACACCACAGAGGAGUGGCGCCCGAGUCACACCACAGAGGAGGUGCGCCCGAGUCACACCACAGAGGAGGGGCGCCCGAGUCACACCACAGAGGAGUGGCGCCCGAGUCACACCACAGAGGAGUGGCGCCCAAGUCACACCACAGAGGAGUGGCGCCCAAGUCACACCGCAGAGGAGUGGCGACCGAGUCACACCGCAGAGGAGUGGCGCCCGGGUCACACCGCAGAGGAGUGGCGCCCGGGUCACACCACAGAGGAGUGGCGCCCGAGUCACACACAGAGGAGUGGCGCCCGAGUCACACCACAGAGGAGUGGCGCCCGAGUCACACCACAGAGGAGUGGCGCCCGAGUCACACCACAGUAGUGGCGCCCGAGUCACACCACAGAGGAGUGGCGCCCGAGUCACACCACAGAGGAGUGGCGCCCGAGUCACACCACAGAGGAGUGGCGCCCGAGUCACACCACAGAGGAGUGGCGCCCGAGUCACACCACAGAGGAGUGGCGCCCGAGUCACACCACAGAGGAGUGGCGCCCGAGUCACACGCAGGAAAGUGGCGCCCGAGUCACACCGCAGAGGAGUGGCGCCCGAGUCACACCACAGAGAAGUGGCGCCCGAGUCACACCACAGAGGAGUGGCGCCCGAGUCACACCACAGAGGAGUGGUGCCCGAGUCACACCACAGAGGAGUGGCGCCCGAGUCACACCACAGAGGAGUGGCACCCGAGUCACACCACAGAGGAGUGGCGCCCGAGUCACACCACAGAGGAGUGGCGCCUGAGUCACACCACAGAGUAGUGGCGCCCGAGUCACACCACAGAGGAGUGGCGCCCGAGUCACACGUAAGAGGAGUGGCGCCCGAGUCACACCACAGAGUAGUGGCGCCCGAGUCACACCACAGAGGAGUGGCGCCCGAGUCACACCACAGAGGAUCACACCGCAGAGGAGUGGCGCCCGAGUCACACCACAGAGAAGUGGCGCCCGAGUCACACCACAGAGGAGUGGCGCCCGAGUCACACCACAGAGGAGUGUCGCCCGAGUCACACCACAGAGGAGUGGCGCCCGAGUCACACCACAGAGGAGUGGCACCCGAGUCACACCACAGAGGAGUGGCGCCCGAGUCACACCACAGAGGAGUGGCGCCUGAGUCACACCACAGAGUAGUGGCGCCCGAGUCACACCACAGAGGAGUGGCGCCCGAGUCACACGUAAGAGGAGUGGCGCCCGAGUCACACCACAGAGUAGUGGCGCCCGAGUCACACCACAGAGGAGUGGCGCCCGAGUCACACCACAGAGGAGUGGCGCCCGAGUCACACCACAGAGGAGUGUCGCCCGAGUCACACCACAGAGGAGUGGCGCCCGAGUCGCACCACAGAGGAGUGGCGCCCGAGUCACACCACAAAGGAGUGGCGCCCGAGUCACACAACAGAGGAGUGGCGCCCGAGUCACACCACAGAGGAGUGGCGCCCGAGUCACACCACAGAGGAGUGGCGCCCGAGUCACACCGCAGAGGAGUGGCGCCCGAGUCACACAACAGAGGAGUGGCGCCCGGGUCACACCACAGAGGAGUGGCGCCCGAGUCACACCACAGAGGAGUUGCGCCCGAGUCACACCACAGAGGAGUGGCGCCCGAGUCACACCAGAGAGGAGUGGCGCCCGAGUCACACCACAGAGGAUCACACCACAGAGGAGUGGCGCCCGAGUCACACCACAGAGGAGGUGCGCCCGAGUCACACCACAGAGGAGGGGCGCCCGAGGCACACCACAGAGGAGUGGCGCCCGAGUCACACCACAGAGGAGUGGCGCCCAAGUCACACCACAGAGGAGUGGCGCCCAAGUCACACCGCAGAGGAGUGGCGACCGAGUCACACCGCAGAGGAGUGGCGCCCGGGUCACACCGCAGAGGAGUGGCGCCCGGGUCACACCACAGAGGAGUGGCGCCCGAGUCACACACAGAGGAGUGGCGCCCGAGUCACACCACAGAGGAGUGGCGCCCGAGUCACACCACAGAGGAGUGGCGCCCGAGUCACACCACAGUAGUGGCGCCCGAGUCACACCACAGAGGAGUGGCGCCCGAGUCACACCACAGAGGAGUGGCGCCCGAGUCACACCACAGAGGAGUGGCGCCCGAGUCACACCACAGAGGAGUGGCGCCCGAGUCACACCACAGAGGAGUGGCGCCCGAGUCACACCACAGAGGAGUGGCGCCCGAGUCACACGCAGGAAAGUGGCGCCCGAGUCACACCGCAGAGGAGUGGCGCCCGAGUCACACCACAGAGAAGUGGCGCCCGAGUCACACCAUAGAGGAGUGGCACCCGAGUCACACCACAGAGGAGUGGUGCCCGAGUCACACCACAGAGGAGUGGCGCCCGAGUCACACCACAGAGGAGUGGCACCCGAGUCACACCACAGAGGAGUGGCGCCCGAGUCACACCACAGAGGAGAAAGUGGCGCCCGAGUCACACCGCAGAGGAGUGGCGCCCGAGUCACACCACAGAGAAGUGGCGCCCGAGUCACACCACAGAGGAGUGGCGCCCGAGUCACACCACAGAGGAGUGUCGCCCGAGUCACACCACAGAGGAGUGGCGCCCGAGUCACACCACAGAGGAGUGGCACCCGAGUCACACCACAGAGGAGUGGCGCCCGAGUCACACCACAGAGGAGUGGCGCCUGAGUCACACCACAGAGUAGUGGCGCCCGAGUCACACCACAGAGGAGUGGCGCCCGAGUCACACGUAAGAGGAGUGGCGCCCGAGUCACACCACAGAGUAGUGGCGCCCGAGUCACACCACAGAGGAGUGGCGCCCGAGUCACACCACAGAGGAGUGGCGCCCGAGUCACACCACAGAGGAGUGUCGCCCGAGUCACACCACAAAGGAGUGGCGCCCGAGUCGCACCACAGAGGAGUGGCGCCCGAGUCACACCACAAAGGAGUGGCGCCCGAGUCACACAACAGAGGAGUGGCGUCCGAGUCACACCACAGAGGAGUGGCGCCCGAGUCACACCACAGAGGAGUGGCGCCCGAGUCACACCGCAGAGGAGUGGCGCCCGAGUCACACAACAGAGGAGUGGCGCCCGGGUCACACCACAGAGGAGUGGCGCCCGAGUCAGACCGCAGAGGAGUGGCGCCCGAGUCACACCACAGAGGAGUGGCGCCCGAGUCGCACCACAGAGGAGUGGCGCCCGAGUCACACCACAGAGGAGUGGCGCCCGAGUCACACACAGGGGAGUGGCGCCCGAGUCACACCACAGAGGAGUGGCGCCCGAGUCACACCACAGAGGAGUGGCGCCCGAGUCACACCACAGAGGAGUUGCGCCCGAGUCACACCACAGAGGAGUGGCGCCCAAGUCACACCACAGAGGAGAAAGUGGCGCUCGAGUCACACCGCAGAGGAGUGGCGCCCGAGUCACACCACAGAGAAGUGGCGCCCGAGUCACACCACAGAGGAGUGGCGCCUGAGUCACACCACAGAGGAGUGGUGCCCGAGUCACACCACAGAGGAGUGGCGCCCGAGUCACACCACAGAGGAGUGGCACCCGAGUCACACCACAGAGGAGUGGCGCCCGAGUCACACCACAGAGGAGUGGCGCGUGAGUCACACCACAGAGUAGUGGCGCCCGAGUCACACCACAGAGGAGUGGCGCCCGAAUCACACGUAAGAGGAGUGGCGCCCGAGUCACACCACAGAGUAGUGGCGCCCGAGUCACACCACAGAGGAGUGGCGCCCGAGUCACACCACAGAGGAGUGGCGCCCGAGUCACACCACAGAGGAGUGUCGCCCGAGUCACACCACAGAGGAGUGGCGCCCGAGUCACACAACAGAGGAGUGGCGCCCGGGUCACACCACAGAGGAGUGGCGCCCGAGUCAGACCGCAGAGGAGUGGCGCCCGAGUCACACCACAGAGGAGUGGCGCCCGAGUCGCACCACAGAGGAGUGGCGCCCGAGUCACACCACAGAGGAGUGGCGCCCGAGUCACACACAGGGGAGUGGCGCCCGAGUCACACCACAGAGGAGUGGCGCCCGAGUCACACCACAGAGGAGUGGCGCCCGAGUCACACCACAGAGGAGUUGCGCCCGAGUCACACCACAGAGGAGAAAGUGGCGCCCGAGUCACACCGCAGAGGAGUGGCGCCCGAGUCACACCACAGAGGAGUGGCGCCCGAGUCACACCACAGAGGAGUGGCGCCCGAGUCACACCACAGAGGAGUGGUGCCCGAGUCACACCACAGAGGAGUGGCGCCCGAGUCACACCAAAGAGGAGUGGCGCCCGAGUCACACCACAGAGGAGUGGCGCCCGAGUCACACCAUAGAGGAGUGGCGCCCGAGUCACACCACAGAGUAGUGGCGCCCGAGUCACACCUAAGAGGAGUGGCGCCCGAGUCACACCACAGAGUAGUGGCGCCCGAGUCACACCACAGAGGAGUGGCGCCCGAGUCACACCACAGAGGAGUGGCGCCCGAGUCACACCACAGAGGAGUGGCGCCCGAGUCGCACCACAGAGGAGUGGCGCCCGAGUCACACCACAGAGGAGUGGCGCCCGAGUCACACAACAGAGGAGUGGCGCCCGAGUCACACCACAGAGGAGUGGCGCCCGAGUCACACCACAGAGGAGUGGCGCCCGAGUCACACCGCAGAGGAGUGGCGCCCGAGUCACACAACAGAGGAGUGGCGCCCGAGUCACACCACAGAGGAGUGGCGCCCGAGUCAGACCGCAGAGGAGUGGCGCCCAAGUCACACCACAGAGGAGUGGCGCCCGAGUCGCACCACAGAGGAGUGGCGCCCGAGUCACACCACAGAGGAGUGGCGCCCGAGUCACACACAGGGGAGUGGCGCCCGAGUCACACCACAGAGGAGUGGCGCCCGAGUCACACCACAGAGGAGUGGCGCCCGAGUCACACCACAGAGGAGUGGCGCCCGAGUCACACCACAGAGGAGUGGCGCCCGAGUCACACCACAGAGGAGUGGCGCCCGAGUCACACCACAGAGGAGUGGCGCCCGAGUCACACCACAGAGUGGCGCCCGAGUCACACCAGAGGAGUGGCGCCCGAGUCACACCACAGAGGAGUGGCGCCCGAGUCACACCACAAAGGAGUGGCGCCCGAGUCACACCACAGAGGAGUGGCGCCCGAGUCACACCACAGAGGAGUGGCGCCCGAGUCACACCACAGUGGAGUGGCGCCCGAGUCACACCACAGAGGAGUGGCGCCCGAGUCACACCACAGAGGAGUGGCGCCCGAGUCACACCACAGAGGAUUGGCGCCCGAGUCACACCACAGAGGAGUGGCGCUCGAGUCACACCACAGAGGAGUGGCGCCCGAGUCACACCACAGAGGAGUGGCGCCCGAGUCACACACAGAGGAGUGGCGCCCGAGUCACACCACAGCGGAGUGGCGCCCGAGUCACACCACAGAGGAGUGGCGCCCGAGUCACACCACAGAGGAGUGGCGCCCGAGUCAUACACAGAGGAGUGGCGCCCGAGUCACACCACAGAGGAGUGGCGCCCGAGUCACACCACAGAGGAGUGGCGCCCAAAGGAGUGGCGCCCGAGUCACACCACAGAGGAGUGGCGCCCAGGUCACACCACUGAGGAGUGGCGCCCGAGUCACACCACAGAGGAGUGGCGCCCGAGUCACACCACAGAGUAGUGGCGCCCGAGUCACACCACAGAGGAGUGGCGCCCGAGUCACACCUAAGAGGAGUGGCGCCCGAGUCACACCACAGAGUAGUGGCGCCCGAGUCACACCACAGAGGAGUGGCGCCCCAGUCACACCACAGAGGAGUGGCGCCCGAGUCACACCACAGAGGAGUGUCGCCCGAGUCACACCACAGAGGAGUGGCGCCCGAGUCGCACCACAGAGGAGUGGCGCCCGAUUCACACCACAGAGGAGUGGCCCCCGAGUCACACAACAGAGGAGUGGCGCCCGAGUCACACCACAGAGGAGUGGCGCCCGAGUCACACAACAGAGGAGUGGCGCCCGAGUCACACCACAGAGGAGUGGCGCCCGAGUCAGACCGCAGAGGAGUGGCGCCCAAGUCACACCACAGAGGAGUGGCGCCCGAGUCGCACCACAGAGGAGUGGAGCCCGAGUCACACCACAGAGGAGUGGCGCCCGAGUCACACACAGGGGAGUGGCGCCCGAGUCACACCACAGAGGAGUGGCGCCCGAGUCACACCACAGAGGAGUGGCGCCCGAGUCACACCACAGAGGAGUGGCGCCCGAGUCACACCACAGAGGAGUGGCGCCCGAGUCACACCACAGAGGAGUGGCGCCCGAGUCACACCACAGAGGAGUGGCGCCCGAGUCACACCACAGAGUGGCGCCCGAGUCACACCAGAGGAGUGGCGCCCGAGUCACACCACAGAGGAGUGGCGCCCGAGUCACACCACAGAGGAGUGGCGCCCGAGUCACACCACAGAGGAGUGGCGCCCGAGUCACACCACAGAGGAGUGGCGCCCGAGUCACACACAGAGGAGUGGCGCCCGAGUCACACCACAGCGGAGUGGCGCCCGAGUCACACCACAGAGGAGUGGCGCCCGAGUCACACCACAGAGGAGUGGCGCCCGAGUCACACACAGAGGAGUGGCGCCCGAGUCACACCACAGAGGAGUGGCGCCCGAGUCACACCACAGAGGAGUGGCGCCCAAGUCACACCAAAGAGGAGUGGCGCUUGAGUCACACCACAGAGGAGUGGCGCCCGAGUCACACCACAGAGGAGUGGCGCCCGAGUCACACCACAGAGGAGUGGCGCCCGAGUGACACCACAGCGGAGUGGCGCCCGAGUCACACCACAGAGGAGUGGCGCCCGAGUCACACCACACAGGAGUGGCGCCCGAGUCACACCACAGAGGAGUGGCGCCAGAGUCACACCAGAGAGGAGUGGCGCCCGAGUCACACCAUAGAGGAGUGGCGCCCGAGUCACACCACAGAGGAGUGGCGCCCGAGUCACACCACAGAGGAGUGGCGCCCGAGUCACACCACAGAGGAGUGGCGCCCGAGUCACACCACAGAGGAGUGGCGCCCGAGUCACACCACAGAGGAGUGGCGCCCGAGUCACACACAGAGGAGUGGCGCCCGAGUCACACCACAGCGGAGUGGCGCCCGAGUCACACCACAGAGGAGUGGCGCCCGAGUCACACCACAGAGGAGUGGCGCCCGAGUCACACACAGAGGAGUGGCGCCCGAGUCACACCACAGAGGAGUGGCGCCCGAGUCACACCACAGAGGAGUGGCGCCCAAGUCACACCAAAGAGGAGUGGCGCUUGAGUCACACCACAGAGGAGUGGCGCCCGAGUCACACCACAGAGGAGUGGCGCCCGAGUCACACCACAGAGGAGUGGCGCCCGAAGGAGUGGCGCCCGAGUCACACCACAGAGUAGUGGCGCCCGAGUCACACCACAGAGGAGUGGCGCCCGAGUCACACCUAAGAGGAGUGGCGCCCGAGUCACACCACAGAGUAGUGGCGCCCGAGUCACACCACAGAGGAGUGGCGCCCGAGUCACACCACAGAGGAGUGGCGCCCGAGUCACACCACAGAGGAGUGUCGCCCGAGUCACACCACAGAGGAGUGGCGCCCGAGUCGCACCACAGAGGAGUGGCGCUUGAUUCACACCACAGAGGAGUGGCCCCCGAGUCACACAACAGAGGAGUGGCGCCCGAGUCACACCACAGAGGAGUGGCGCCCGAGUCACACCACAGAGGAGUGGCGCCCGAGUCUCACCGCAGAGGAGUGGCGCCCGAGUCACACAACAGAGGAGUGGCGCCCGAGUCACACCACAGAGGAGUGGCGCCCGAGUCAGACCGCAGAGGAGUGGCGCCCAAGUCACACCACAGAGGAGUGGCGCCCGAGUCGCACCACAGAGGAGUGGCGCCCGAGUCACACCACAGAGGAGUGGCGCCCGAGUCACACACAGGGGAGUGGCGCCCGAGUCACACCACAGAGGAGUGGCGCCCGAGUCACACCACAGAGGAGUGGCGCCCGAGUCACACCACAGAGGAGUGGCGCCCGAGUCACACCACAGAGGAGUGGCGCCCGAGUCACACCACAGAGGAGUGGCGCCCGAGUCACACCACAGAGGAGUGGCGCCCGAGUCACACCACAGAGUGGCGCCCGAGUCACACCAGAGGAGUGGCGCCCGAGUCACACCACAGAGGAGUGGCGCCCGAGUCACACCACAGAGGAGUGGCGCCCGAGUCACACCACAGAGGAGUGGCGCCCGAGUCACACCACAGAGGAGUGGCGCCCGAGUCAUACCACAGUGGAGUGGCGCCCGAGUCACACCACAGAGGAGUGGCGCCCGAGUCACACCACAGAGGAGUGGCGCCCGAGUCACACCACAGAGGAGUGGCGCCCGAGUCACACCACAGAGGAGUGGCGCUCGAGUCACACCACAGAGGAGUGGCGCCCGAGUCACACCACAGAGGAGUGGCGCCCGAGUCACACACAGAGGAGUGGCGCCCGAGUCACACCACAGCGGAGUGGCGCCCGAGUCACACCACGAGGAGUGGCGCCCGAGUCACACCACAGAGGAGUGGCGCCCGAGUCACACACAGAGGAGUGGCGCCCGAGUCACACCACAGAGGAGUGGCGCCCGAGUCACACCACAGAGGAGUGGCGCCCAAGUCACACCACAGAGGAGUGGCGCCCGAGUCACACCACAGAGGAGUGGCGCCCGAGUCACACCACAGAGGAGUGGCGCCCGGCGCCCGAUCACACCACAGAGGAGUGGCGCCAGAGUCACACCAGAGAGGAGUGGCGCCCGAGUCACACCACAGAGGAGUGGCGCCCGAGUCACACCACAGAGGAGUGGCGCCCGAGUCACACCACAGAGGAGUGGCGCCCGAGUCACACCACAGCGGAGUGGCGCCCGAGUCACACCACAGCGGAGUGGUGCCUAAGUCACACCACAGAGGAGUGGCGCCCGCCUCACACCAGAGGAGUGGCGCCCGAGUCAUACACAGAGGAGUGGCGCCCGAGUCACACCGCAGAGGAGUGGCGCCCGAGUCACACCACAGAGGAGUGGCACCCGAGUCACACACAGAGGAGUGGCGCCCGACUCACACCGUAGAGGAGUGGCGCCCGAGUCACACCACAGAGGAGUGGCACCCGAGUCACACACAGAGGAGUGGCGCCCAAAUCACACCGCAGAGGAGUGGCGCCCGAGUCACACCACAGAGGAGUGGCGCCCGAGUCACACCGCACAGGAGUGGCGCCCGAGUCACACCACAAAGGAGUGGCACCUGA